Molecule: messenger RNA, 1296 nt
Organism: Cucurbitaria berberidis CBS 394.84
Lineage: Eukaryota; Fungi; Ascomycota; Dothideomycetes; Pleosporales; Cucurbitariaceae
Exons: 4
Coding region: 1-1296 (431 amino acids)
Source: RefSeq, a predicted model, not a curated record
AUGUCAAGCGUUGUAGGUGUCAGGGACCCGAAAUCAGUCCCUCUAAGCGGUCUAGAAUGGGGUCCCAUUUUCGGACCCCCGAGCCUAAGCAGUCUGAUCACAAGGAUGUCGUGUAAGCGGUUUAACAAAGUCGAUGUUGUCGCAAGUGUAUGCAAACAUCCAAGGCAUCCCACAUUGGUCGACUUCAAGGACAGUACCUGGCUUACUCGAGGAUGGACAUUGCAGGAACUUAUUGCGCCAUUAGAGAUAAACCUCUACUCGAAAGAAUGGGAACCUAUUGGGACCAAAUCGGAAAUAACGCAAUAUCUUGAAGAAAUAACUGGAAUUGACCAGCAAGUACUCCAAGGAGCAUAUCCAAGCAUUUGCAGCGUUGCAAGCAGAAUGUCCUGGGCAGCGAACAGGAAAACAAAUAGAAUUGAAGACAUGGCGUACUCUCUUCUGGGCAUGUUUGAUAUCAACAUGCCCCUACUGUACGGUGAGGGGGGCAAGGCGUUCAUCAGACUUCAAGAAGAGAUCAUGAAAGACUGCAAUGAUCAAUCCCUGUUUGCGUGGGAAACGAGUGAUCCAGUCUACUAUAGUGGUCUGCUCGCCACAUCUCCGAAACAUUUCGCCCGAUCGAAGAGGAUUACAUCAUCUGAAUACCUGGAUGUAAGCGAGCCUUCUUCGACGUCUAGCAAAGGACUCCGUGCGAGACUUGACCUAGUCCAUAUGAAAGGUGGGUUUUACUACGGUGUUCUGAAGUGUAAAAGUAGAGAGACGGGCCACGAUGUUGCCGUGGUAUUACAACAUAUUUGGGCCGAUCAAUUUCCGAAGAACGCAAAUGCAUACGAGGGUUCUCAUUGGUAUUGGAUUAGGGGUACCAACGGGAUCCAGUUCACUGAUCCGGUCUCCUAUUGGAGAUGGGACCCAGCAAUCGGACUAUUUGGAUUACAUCCAUCGCACUGUGGUAGAAUUCUUGUCACUCAUGUCGGAAUAAAAAACCAGCCGAUGAGUCUCCUGUUUGGGACCCGGGAAGGUGCGCCGUAUUGUUUUCUCGAUGAGCCGAAAACCGGAUCCUCUGAUUUAGAAUCUAAUAAGAGGCCGUCAUACAAGGUCACUACUGCGUUCCAUUCGAGACCUUUCAGGCCUCUAGAAACACCGACAGUUGGUUAUACCGAGAUCUCCAUGACUGCAGGAGCAAGUCGGGUACGGGAUGCGCCGUUUCCCACUUUCGUUAUUACUCUUUGUUUGAAAACUUCUAGAAGACUUGAUGAUGGUGUCUUCACUCCCUUUCCUGAAAUAAGUAAUGUUUUUUAG